AUACUCGCGCCGUUGGUUUACCAAGUCUCUGGAAAGCUGCGCUGCAGGUUGCUGAGAGAGAGAUCUUACUCUCACACAGAGAAGCUUGAACACCUCCAGAAUGCUACGUCGGCGACUCGUUGCUUUUCUUUUCCUCACUUCUCUUCUUCUCUUGUCCUCCUUCUCUCUCACUUUAUGCAAGACCGUCGAAAACGACAACGAUGACGAAGAUCUCAGCUUUCUGGAAGAAGCUGAUGAUAGCUCUGCCUCCCACCAUUACCCAGAUCCGGAUCAUUUCGACGAUGGUUCCGUCGGUGAAGAUGAUUUUGAGGACUUCUCCGGCUUCGACGAGUCGGAUGCCGAUGCGGAGGAAUACAAAGAACCCGAGGUGGAUGACAAAGAUGUUCUUGUAUUGAAGGAGAGUAAUUUCAGUGACGUUGUGAAGAAAAAUCAAUUUGUGAUGGUGGAAUUUUACGCGCCCUGGUGUGGUCACUGCCAGGCUUUGGCUCCAGAGUAUGCUGCGGCCGCCACUGAGUUGAAGGGCGAGAAUGUGAUUUUGGCGAAGGUGGAUGCCACGGAGGAGAAUGAAUUAGCCCAGGAGUACGAAAUUCAGGGAUUCCCCACAGUCUAUUUCUUUGUCGAUGGGGUUCACAAGCCUUAUAAUGGCCAGAGGACCAAAGACGCUAUAGUAACCUGGAUUAAGAAGAAGAUAGGACCCGGUGUUUCCAAUAUAACUACAUUGGAUGAUGCCGAACGCAUACUGACCUCUGAAAACAAAGUUGUUUUGGGGGUUCUCAACUCUCUAGUGGGUCCUGAGAGUGAAGAGCUAGCGGCCGCAUCCCGACUUGAGGAUGAUGUCAGUUUUUAUCAAACUGUUAAUCCUGAUGUGGCAAAGCUCUUCCAUAUUGACCCAAAUGUCAAGCGCCCUGCUUUGGUCCUGCUCAAGAAAGAGGAGGAGAAAUUGAACCACUUUGAUGGCCAAUUUGUAAAAUCUGCAAUAGCAGAAUUUGUGUUCUCGAACAAACUUCCUCUGGUCACAACUUUUACAAGGGAAAGUGCCCCAUCAGUUUUUGACAACCCGAUCAAGAAACAGCUGUUGCUCUUUGUGACUUCAAAUGAUUCAGAGAAGUUACUCCCAGUAUUCCAAGAAGCAGCAAAAUUUUUCAAGGGAAAGCUGAUCUUUGUACAUGUGGAACUGGAUAAUGAAGAUGUUGGAAAGCCAGUUUCCGAGUUCUUUGGAAUCAGUGGGAAUGCUCCAAAAGUACUUGCAUACACUGGAAAUGACGAUGGAAAGAAAUUUGUGCUUGAUGGAGAAGUGACUGUUGACAAAAUUAAGGCAUUUGGGAACGAUUUCCUUGAAGACAAGCUAAAACCUUUCUACAAGUCAGAUCCAGUUCCUGAAAAUAAUGAGGGGGAUGUGAAAAUAGUGGUCGGGGAUAACUUCGACGAGAUUGUCUUGGAUGAGUCUAAGGAUGUUCUCCUUGAGAUUUAUGCACCCUGGUGCGGCCAUUGCCAAGCUCUGGAACCAACAUACAAUAAGCUUGCUAAACAUCUACGAGGCAUUGAGUCUCUCGUCAUAGCCAAGAUGGACGGAACAUCAAAUGAGCAUCCAAGGGCAAAGACUGAUGGAUUCCCCACCAUUCUCUUCUUCCCAGCUGGAAACAAGAGUUUUGACCCUAUUACGGUUGAUACAGAUCGUACAGUGGUAGCCUUUUACAAGUUCCUAAAGAAACAUGCAGCAAUCCCAUUCAAGCUUCAGAAACCAACCACAAGUGCCAAAUCCGCCAGUUCUGGUGCCAAGGAGAGUCAGAGUCAGAGUAGCAGCAACGAUGUGAAGGAUGAAUUGUGAGGAUAUUUCAGUAUCUUAUUUUAGAUAAAAUCCAAGUUCCAAUUUUCCCUCUCCUCUGUCCCAAUAUGAAGAUGAAGAACAGGGUCCGGAAGGUGGAGAAAAUAGAGGCGACAUAGUUAUAUACUCUACACUUCCUUUUUCCUUAAAUAGAUGCCAACUUUAAACCUUUUAGAUCCUUUUCGGGUGGCUUUUUUCAAAGAAGCCUCCCUAUAUUGUGGUUUAACAAAA
Messenger RNA from Neltuma alba, 2056 nucleotides. RefSeq names its product protein disulfide isomerase-like 1-4. Lineage: Eukaryota; Viridiplantae; Streptophyta; Magnoliopsida; Fabales; Fabaceae. The record is from RefSeq and is a predicted model, not a curated record. Gene Ontology annotation, cellular component: endoplasmic reticulum. Bases 101 to 1828 code for a protein of 575 amino acids. Gene Ontology annotation, biological process: protein folding; response to endoplasmic reticulum stress. Gene Ontology annotation, molecular function: protein disulfide isomerase activity. The transcript has 12 exons.